UGCACAACAACAGCGCUGUGGGUAUGGUACCCGGCCGCGUGGUAAUGUGUUCAUCUCGCUUGCAUAAAAAAAACACCCACAUGAACAGCACAGUGGUCACUCAAAGUUUGCCGUGUCAUUUUUGGUUACUCAUGCUCUUUUCAAUAUUGGUUAAUUCAAUUUUGGAUCCACAAUAAAGUCUUUACUUUUACCAACAUAUGUCUGUACUCAUCAUCUGGGAAAACAACCGAGACCCAAGUGACAUUGAGACCCUUAUUGGUUCAAUUCAAGGCUAAGUUUAGGAAAAGUUCUGAACGAAGAUGUCACAGUCCUACAGUUACAAGUGGCCUAGCAGGGACCCACGACAGCAGCAGCCGCAGCAGCAAGGGGCUACCACCGGUCAGCCAGCCCCGCAGUACGGCAUCAACUGGGGACCGUCAGCACCUCGGCCACCGGUGAAAGGGAUGCCUUUAUACCACCCGGUCUCACCACCAUCUUCCCCACCCCAUGUACCGUCUUACCGUGUAUCUCCACCUCCGGGUUUUCCUGCAAAGGCACAGGAGGUCCCUGCGAGGAGACUGAGCCUUCCCGUCUCAACCACCAUCAGUCGUCCCCGAGUGGAGAUGACAUCUCCCCCUGUCUCAACCAUCAGUCGCCCCCGAGUGGAGAUGACAUCGCCCCCUGUCUCAACCAUCAGUCGCCCCCGAGUGGAGAUGACAUCGCCCCCUGUCUCAACCAUCAGUCGCCCCCGAGUGGAGAUGACAUCGCCCCCUGUCUCAACCAUCAGUCGCCCCCGAGUGGAGAUGACAUCGCCCCCUCCACUCUUAGUAGCCAUGGCCAGGCAGGUAUCCCAAACCAAGAGGUCUUCCCUCUCACCAAGAAAUAGAUGUAUCUGCCAACGAGCUCAAUGCAAGGUUUUAUGCUCCAUCUGCAAGCAGGCAAGCAGGGGGCGAGUUCGUCUACAGUGUCCUCAACAUCCACACACUAUUCACUUAAUGGACUACGACUGUUGUCCGACAUGUAAAGCAGUCAACUUGACCGAGGUUGAACUCAGACCCAACUAAAACAAAGACCCCUCACAGUGAAGCUCUUCUAAGGCAAAACAUCCUAACUCCAAAAAUGACAUUUUUAGUAAAGCAAGCAAAGAAAAGCUAUUUUGCCUUAAAAACUGGCCCAGAUAAGGUUUUAUUUGAAAUUUUGAUAAGGGAAAAGCACCCUCAAUUUUACCAAGUAUGAUCUAAUGUAUAACAAAAACCACAUUUUUUCAAGUUUGGCUGUUUUUCCAUAGAAGGGCCACGGGAAUAGACAUUUUAUGAAAACAAAAGGGGAAGUUUUAUAGGUAAAGGUGUGGGUGCGGUUGCAGGUUCACACAAUGUUUAGCAUUUGAGAAAAACUCUUUGCAGUUUGGGGGACUUAAAAAUGUUACGUUACCACAGGUCAUUUUGGUUGGUAAGCAGUUUGUAACAUAAAAAAUUACUUUGGCUUGAACAAAGAAUUACUGGCUAGAGUCGGACUUGAGCCUGCAGCCUCCCGAUUCACGUUUCAGCACUCUUCCAACUCAGCUAUCACACCCGUCUCCCUAUUUUGUCAAUAUCUUUGUUCAGUUUCAGGGGUGCCAGUCAGAAGCCCAAACAAAGAUAUCAACAAACCCCAGGGAGACCGCCAACAUAGUGAUUGACAGCUCAGUUGGUAGAGCGUUAGAACGUUAAACCAGAAGUCGCUGGUUCGAGUCAGUCCCCCCUCAGAAUUUUUUCUUGAUUUUCCUCUUUUCACUGGUGAUCUGUUUGGGGGAAAGUUUUAAAGAAGAUUUCAACCGGUGGUUAAAAGUGAUGCUGACAGUACAAUCAAAUCAAUAUUUUGUAAUAUAGGCCUAAACUUUGCUUUAGUUUCCUACUGGGAUUUUCAGUGACGCUUUAGCUUGCCUCUUCUAUACAUGUACAAGCAAACAAUAAAGGCCUGUUUUAUGGCCAUUUCUUUUUCACAUCACAAGUAGAAAUGGGGAUACAGGCGCAGGCCUGUAGCUUCGUUUUUGAAAGGGCAAGGGCACCAAGUUUUAAUUGGUAAAGGGCACCCUAUGAGGAAAUUGUAACUUUCUACUUGAGCUUGUUUAAGACAAUGACUAGGGGGCAUGGAGGCAAUCGCCUCCGUUGUCUCUAUGAAGUAUCAGGUCUGGGAUUACAGUGAUGAUUUCCAAACAGCAUUCUUUACACAUAUGAUGCACAUGUACAUAGCUGUAAAUAGUUUAUGUUAACUUUUAAAAACAUUUGCUGGUUCAGGGAAAGCAAUGUAUAUUAUUGGAUAAUGUUUGUUUCUUGUGGAUAGUAAAGCAGGGAAGUUUGUAUUUAGUUUCAUUAUUGCUGUCACAAAAGGAGGGAUGGUACACAAUUUUAAAGGUAUUAUACAGGUUUGGUAGGGAACAAAACAAUGCUUCAUUUUAGUGAAAUGGAAUCAACUCCCAGAAAAUUUUGUCUGAAAACCUAAAAAAAAUCAAAGCUGAUUUUGGUUUUUGUUUAAACUUCCCAGAAACAAGACUAUAGAGGAGUGUUUGAUGUUGGUCUACACAAUGUACUUGAGUGAUUUAUGAAGGGUUCAGUAUGCACAUUUUUCUUUGCCAAUUUAUUAGAAAUUGCCAAAAAUAUUUUGUUUACUUCAUAUAAAGUUUAUGUUUUUGAUACUACUCAAUUUAUUUUCCUUAUCUUUAUUUUUUCAUCAGUACUCAUUGUUUUAUAUAAGUUUAGACAGAAGACAAGAUUUUGUUUGUUACACUUGUUUAAAAAUAUUGUGCCACAGAAAAAGUUAAAUAUACCCCAAAAAGUUGUAUUUGUUAUCAUAAGAAGGAUUUUAUGUUGAUCAUUAAAUUAAGUGUUCAUCAAAUUAUCAGAAUAGUUCAGUGUUUGUUGAUCGUUUAUGAUGUUGAUUUUUUACUUGGAGUCGACCUGAAAUGGCGAGACGUCUUGGUUUAUAUUUUAUGGCAGUGUUUACCGCUGCCCUUAUUGGGGAUAUUGUAUAUGGUUGAGUUGGUCUAU
Messenger RNA from Asterias rubens (European starfish), 3005 nucleotides. RefSeq names its product merozoite surface protein CMZ-8-like. The transcript is spliced from 2 exons. The record is from RefSeq and is a predicted model, not a curated record. The coding region runs from base 300 to 1043 and encodes 247 amino acids. Lineage: Eukaryota; Metazoa; Echinodermata; Asteroidea; Forcipulatida; Asteriidae.